AUGUCAAAAAAUGGUCCUUUAAAUGAACUCUGAGCAUUUGACUUAGAAAAUUUGCAAUGAAACCAAAUAAACCAAUACGGAGAUGUCCCUCCUUGUAGAUAUAGAUUUGCCUAUAAAAAGUUUAUAGACCAAAGUGGGAGCUUAAAAUUUGCUGUUUUUGGAGGGAGUCUUGGCAAUGGGCUGGAUAAUAAUUUAUUUAUGUAAUGGAGAUUUAGAUUGAAUGUAGCAAAUUUUACGUGGCAAAAACAAAAAAAUAAUGGGGCAGACAUAAAGAAGUAUAGAGGAGCGACAAUGGAGUAUUAUAAUGGAUGCUUAUAUGUAGCUGGAGGAGAUGUAAAUAAUGUUCUUUAUAGUGAAACCAGCUAUCCAAACUUAUUUUGGAAAUAUGAUUUAUCGUUACAAAAAUGAUAUAACCUUACGAAUACUAUUUCUUGAUACCAAAAUCGAUAUUUAUCCGGAAGUGCCAUAUAUAAUGAUUUUUAUUAUUUAUUUUAUGGGUGAUCUGAUCAAAUAGAUGGAGAUGUAAAUACAGUUGAUAGGGUUGAUUUAUCAGAUCCUAGCUAUAAAUGGACAAAAGCUAGCAUAAAUGAACUUAAAAAUUAUUAUUUAAUACCGCGAGAUUCAUUUGGCUUCACCUCUAAUGAUAACAAAUUUUAUAUAUUUGGAGGUUAUAACGAUUAUAUUUCAAUAGGAAACAGUUUAAUUGAGCUUGAUUUAUCUAUCUCCCCAAUCACUUAUCAAACUUUAAGUAUAGAAAGGCUUGACCCUAUCCCAAGAAUGCACCAUUCCCUCGUUUUAAUUAGCACAAACCUCUACCUCUUCGGAGGCGUCAAUAAAAAUACCUAUUUAAAUGACCUAUGAUUAUACGACUCAAUUUCAGACAGCUGAUCCAUUGUGACCGCAAAAGGAGCAGCACCCUCCGCAAGAGCCAGCCACGCAGCUGCCUCACAAGGAAAAGUAUUCCUUAUAUGAGGAGGCGAAACAAUUGAUGGCUAUGUUAACGAUAUGUACAAGUUUGAGCCCUCCUCAAAAGUCUGGACUGAAAUUAUUCCAGAUUCAUCCUCAUUUCCUAGCAAAAGAAAAGGGGCUUGCAUGGUUGUCGAUAUUCCUUAUGUUUAUAUUUUCGGAGGACUUACUGACACAGGAGCAUCUAAUGAAUUGUGAUCGUUUGAUAUAGGAAAAAAUGAAUGGGAAUUAAUUGAUUAUAAUGGAAAAGUCCCUUCUGCAGCUUAUCCUACAUGUGAGGUAAUAACACAAAAUAAUACAAAAUUUAUUUAUGCUAUGUAUGGAUAUACAGAUGGGUCUGCACCUUUAGGGUCUAUAUAUGCAUUUUCUGUUGAGAGUAAAACUUGGAUUAAAAUAUAUGAUCCUGCUCCUGAUAUUCCUUAUUCAAAUCGAGCUGGGGCUGCUAUAAAGUAUUUGAAUAAUAAGGUGCUGGUUAUUGGGGGAGAAGAAUGAUCAACUGAUCCUCGUAAAGAUGUGUACUUUUUUGAUCUUUCUAACUUGUCUUAAAUAUUAAUUAUUAAAGAAGGGUCUAAUAUUCUUCAGAUCCAAUUAAUUAAAUUUUAUGUAUGAAUUAUUUUUUUAUUUUUAGUAGAAAAAAUAACUUAUCAGCAUAAAAAUUAGUUAUAUAAAAGCAGUUGGAAAGUAUGAGCAGAAGGUAGAGUAAGCAGAAAACUUUACAAAUUGGGGCACUUCCAGAGUUUUAUUACAACGGAGCCUCUGUUUAUUUUAAAAAUCAUGUAUAUAUGCAUGCAGGAGGAUCUGUAAUAGGAUCCACAAUGAGAAAUGCGAUAGCCAAAAAUAGUUUUUUUUUCCUUGACAUAAGUUGUUCAUAUGGGAAAAUCUGUGGAUCUGUCUGCAGUAUUGGGACUUAUGCAAGCAAUAAUGAUUGUCUUUUAUGUCCAGAAGGAACUUAUAACGACGCUAUUGGGCAGUCUUCAUGCAUAAAAUGCCCAGAAGGAACUUAUAAUCCAACCAAAGCAGCCAGUGAUGUAAGGCAAUGCUUACCAUGUGCGAAUGGAUGAUUUAGUGAUAUUGAAGGCGCUGUAUAUUGUAAGGAAUGCCCUUCUGGAUCGUAUUGUCUUACAGGAAGUUCUUAUCCAAGCAGCAGUAAAUUAGAACUAAUAUCAGAAUCUCAACAGCCAGACUUAUAUAAAGCUGAUAUUGAUAAACUAAACCUUGGUGUAGAAAUUGGUCUUUCUAUUUUAAUUAUAUCUGUGUGCUUUUCUCUUAUCUUUUUAAUUUUCUUACGAAAACACAGAAACCACAUGACAGCUUGAGAUUUAUAUGAUGAUAUGCACAAUCGAAAAAUCGGCCAAAAUAUCAUUCUGCAUAAAAACGGCUUUGGAGGAAUUUUCAGCUUGAUUUUUAUUUUUAUAUCGCUUUUUAUAAUAUAUGACUCAAUUUUGGAAUAUUCUCUCAAUAAUAUUAUAGAAACAAAAGCUUUGGUUCCUAUAGUAUCUGUUCAAUACGAAAUAUCAGAAUUCACCGCUAAUAUAGAAAUUACAGCAAAAUUCCAUCAAUACGGUGGAAGCUGCUCAGAAAUCGCCAAUAAAUGCAGUUCAUCAAUUUCCAUUAUUACUUCAGAUCUUACUUAUUAUUCCAUCAAAUUUAAAUGUUCUAAAUCUGAAGACAAUUCCUGCAUUAUCACUACAAAUUGCUAUAAUUGUGUUAUUAAUACAGGAGCUUAUAUUUACUACAAUCUCCACGAAAUCCAAAGUUUUGCUUCAGCAAUCAGCUUAAAUGUGACCUCAGAAAGCUCAAUUCCUAACGAAAUGAGCUCUGUGUACCAAAAUCUUCUCCCCAGCAAUGGUACCAUUUUUCGGGGGUACCACGAAAGCAAUUUUUCUUUAAAUAUGAUUCCAUCAGUAUUUCAGUCCUACACCUUAGAAUGGCCUAGAAAAAUAACAGGCUAUCAUAUUUCUAUAAAUUAUGAUAAUGAUUAUGAUUACGCCUUGUUUAAAGACGGCCGAGGAUUCACACCUCUACAAGUUCAUCACCCUAAUACGUAGGGUCCAGACUGACACCGUCUGCCCUGCUUCAGGCCCGUCUACCUGACUUGCUCCCGGGGCGUCCGUUCGCUUUCGGCUGGAGCCUAGGCGUAACUCCCAGUUUCACGCUAAGCACCUGCUGUCUUCAGGGUCCCUAAUUCGAGUAGGGAUCAUAACUAAUCUCGGGGAUGAUAGCCAACUGUGCCCUUUCCAAUUUCCAUGUCAGGAGGAAAAACCCCAUGUCCCAGGUAUCAUACCCUGUGGUACGGAGAAAACCUCUGCCGGUAUACACUAAGGAUGCCGAGCCUGUAUCUCGACUUGGUUCCUCCACCUGGGCGUUCCCUGCAGGUGUUGAGGAAAUUGCGUCAAGAGGUGGGUGGUCGCCUCCGCCAUAUUAAUGUAUAUAUGUUUCUAUAGAUAAUCCUCCAUUGCCAGGCUCUCAAUGUUCAAUUGUUGAGUAAUUUAUAAAUAGUUUACCAUUCACAGCUGGACUUAAGCUCAAGGUGAUUUUAGAUAAAAGUGAGUCUAGUUUGUAUACAACAAGGGAUAUAAGUAAAACUUUUAUGAUACUGGUUAGCAGUUUACUUGGAUCGGUAUUUGGAGUUAUGGAAGUUGUAGGAGGAGUUAUGAAAUUUUUUGAAGAAAUUGAGAGUGAGAUGCUGGAAAAAAUAAAAAAUAGAAAUAAUUGGAAGGAUGUGAAGGAUAAUAGGAAACAUUUAGGGAUUGAAUUAAAUAAGCAGGAAUGUGUUGAGGAAGAAAAUGAAGAAGGGGGAGAGAUGGAGAAGCUGAAGGGAUUGGGGCCAGUUAAUACAAGGCAUAAUUCUUUAGUAGAAACGCCGAGGUUUAUAGAGAAAUUGUAUGAGCUUAAUAAAGAUUUCUAA
Molecule: messenger RNA, 3874 nt
Organism: Blepharisma stoltei
Lineage: Eukaryota; Ciliophora; Heterotrichea; Heterotrichida; Blepharismidae
Source: the annotation of a GenBank genome assembly